AUGACUCCAAUAGCCGCAUACCUGGAAAAGGGCGUUUUACCCGAUGACAAGAUAGAAGCAAUAAAGCUGCGACAACGAGCCGCCCGAUAUGUCAUGUACGAUCAAAGGUUGUAUCGCAGAAGUUUUAGUCAACCGCUCCUCAAAUGCAUUGACGGGGAAGAUUGCGACUACAUACUACAUGAGGUACAUGGGGGAAUUUGUGGCAAUCAUACAGGGGGUAACUCCCUUGUAUUAAAAAUCAUGCGACAAGGGUAUUACUGGCCAACCUUGCGACAGGAUGCUUUCGCUUUUGCGAAGAAAUGCGACAAGUGUCAGCGAAUAGCCACAUAUACCCACCAACCUUCGAACAAUGGAAAGCAGUUCAAUUGUAAAGAGAUGCGACAAUUAUGUGACGAUCUUGGCAUUAAGAAAGCAUUCUCCGCAAUUGCUUACCCACAAAGCAACAGACAGACUGAAGUUGUUAAUAAAAAAAUAAAGCACACCAUUAAAGGGAAACUAGAAGAACGCAAGGGGACUUGA
Cannabis sativa is the source of this 519-nucleotide messenger RNA. RefSeq lists its product as uncharacterized. The record is from RefSeq and is a predicted model, not a curated record. The transcript has 2 exons. NCBI's taxonomy places the organism in Eukaryota, Viridiplantae, Streptophyta, Magnoliopsida, Rosales, Cannabaceae. The coding region runs from base 1 to 519 and encodes 172 amino acids.